GUAGAAGCAAGAGGCAUGAGAAGGAGAACGUGACAGCACACGAAAUUGGACGGUUGGGUGCACGCCAUUUCUGUAUUCUUCUUUGUUAAAGACAAAACCAAAGGACCGCCCUUCAUCUUCUCCCUCCCUCCUCUCCUUCUUCUUCUCCGUUUCUCCUCUCAAAUUCGAUUUCUAUCUAGAACUCAAAAUCUAGUCAAUCAAAUGUUGUUUCCUUCAUCUUCUUCUUCGAAGAUUUGAUUCUCUCUCUCUCCCCCCUUUCAGAUCCCUACCCCCAUGGCUUCUGGAUCCUACUGGUGCUAUAGUUGUAGCCGAUUCGUCUGGGUCUCCGAUUCCAUCUCCUGCCCUGAUUGCGACGGCGGUUUCCUCGAACACAUCCAAGAGCCCGUCGAUUUCACACCGUCCGAUUCUUUCCACCGAGUCACCAGCCAACAUCGCAGCCCCACCAGAUUCCCUCCUUCUUCUUCUUCUUCUUCCACCUCCUCUAUGCACGCCUCCACCGCCGGUGACAGUCCCGUCACCAGAACCCGAAGCACUCGUUCCCCUAACCCCGUCAUCGUUCUCCGUGGAUCUGGUCCUUCCGAUGUCUCCGAAGGUUUAGAUCGAUCUACUUUCCAGAUGUAUUACGACGACGGCACCGAUUCAGGUCUCAGGCCUUUGCCGCCUAGUAUGACGGAGUUUCUCUUAGGUUCUGGAUUCGAUCGGUUAUUAGAUCAGAUCUCUCAGAUCGAGCUCAACACCAAUCGGAACAACCGUUCGUGUGAACACCCACCGGCUUCUAAAUCGGCGAUCGAAGCUUUGCCGGUGAUCGAAAUCGAUCUGACUCAUCUCCAAUCGGAUUCUCAGUCUCACUGCGCCGUUUGUAAAGAGAACUUCACGUUGAAAUCACCAGCUCGUGAGAUGCCUUGUAACCAUAUCUACCAUCCCGACUGCAUCCUUCCAUGGCUAGCGAUUCGAAACUCCUGCCCGGUCUGCCGCCACGAGCUUCCGGCGGAAGAUUCCGCCGCCGACGCAGGCGGUGCUGGUGCUGUAACCGCUACCGCCGGUUCGAAUGAGGAAGAGGAUGACUCUGCGGCUGGGCUGACGAUUUGGAGGUUACCGGGUGGAGGAUUCGCCGUCGGGAGAAUUCCCGGUGGGUGGAGAGGAGGAGAUAGAAUGAUGCCGGUGGUGUACACGGAGGUUGACGGCGGGAGACUCGGCGACGAGAGGCUACCGAGAAGAGUGGCGUGGGGUUCGAGAAGAGGUGGAAGACAAGGAGGUAGUGGGGAGAGAGUGGGUGGGUUUGCGGGUCGGAUCAUGAGACUCUUUGGAUGUUUCAGCGGGUCAUCUGGAUCAAUAGCUGCAGCAACAUCAUCAGGGUCCGGGUCGAGAUCACGGGUCACCCGUAGGAGCAGGUCGUCGUUUGCUCUGUUCAAUACGGGGUCGUCUUCCUCAAGGAGACGAAAUUGGCUAGCGUGAGGAUAAAAUUAGAAUUUAUCGUCUUCUUCAGGUAAACAGGAAAGAAAAAAAAAAACACCCGUCUGUUUCGUUUGUUCCCUUUUUGUGAGGUUUUUUUUUUUUUUUUUUAUUCAGUGUAAUAUGGUUAUAUUCUUUCCCAAUAUUUGAAUCUAUGCAAGUAAAUUGAUACAAAGGGUUUAGGUGACAUUAGUGGUAUGGUAUAUAGUGGUUAAGUGAGAUUUGAUAGUUGAAAUCGUCCUUGAAUAUUCGGACCUCUUUCGUAGUUGUGUAGUGUUACUUUCACUGAACAGAGAGGUGGUGAUAGUGUUGAUUAAUCGGAGAAUGGGAUUUUGGAGGAGAUUCAUCAUUGUUUAUGGCUUGUGAGUUUAUGAAAUUUUGUAAAUACCAACUGUUAAAUUGCAAUUUGAGAAUAGCUGAAUGAUUCUGCGA
Messenger RNA from Eutrema salsugineum, 1884 nucleotides. Its product is annotated as probable E3 ubiquitin-protein ligase RHC2A. Gene Ontology annotation, cellular component: cytoplasm. Gene Ontology annotation, biological process: protein ubiquitination. Lineage: Eukaryota; Viridiplantae; Streptophyta; Magnoliopsida; Brassicales; Brassicaceae. The coding region runs from base 274 to 1455 and encodes 393 amino acids. Gene Ontology annotation, molecular function: ubiquitin protein ligase activity. The record is from RefSeq and is a predicted model, not a curated record. The transcript has a single exon.